Paramuricea clavata is the source of this 438-nucleotide messenger RNA. The record is from the annotation of a GenBank genome assembly. NCBI's taxonomy places the organism in Eukaryota, Metazoa, Cnidaria, Anthozoa, Malacalcyonacea, Plexauridae.
AUGAAUGGUGCCAAGGUAUUCUCUAAACUUGACUUGCGUUCGGGAUAUCAUCAGUUGUUGUUAGCAGAGGAAAGCACAUGUAUUACCACCUUUGUCACACAUAAAGGAUUACGUAGAUAUAAAAGGCUUAAUUUUGGAACUAAUUCAGCUAGUGAACUAUUCCAGAAAGUUAUCCACGAUCAAAUUCAUGGCACACCUGGUGCUAUCAAUAUAAGUGAUGAUGUCAUAAUCUAUGGGAAAUCUCAACAAGAACAUGAUAGCUCUCUUCACAAUGUUUGUCAGCGCUUCGUCGAAGUUAGUCUAACUUUGAACAACGAAAAAUGCCAAUUCAGUCAAACCAAAUUGACAUUUUUCGGUAUUGUUUUCUCGGCAGAAGGAAUUUCAGCGGAUCCUCACAAAGUUUCAGCAAUCAAGAAUGCCUCACCACCUAGCUGUUAA